Caenorhabditis sp. 36 PRJEB53466 is the source of this 1779-nucleotide messenger RNA. Lineage: Eukaryota; Metazoa; Nematoda; Chromadorea; Rhabditida; Rhabditidae. The record is from the annotation of a GenBank genome assembly.
AUGGAACUCAUCACUUAUUCUGCCUGUCUUCCGGUGAUAAGAAGUGAACUAGAUCAAGCUGAGGAAGUUAUGAACAACAACUUUGUGGAGCAUCCAGCGACGGAGCCAAAAGGAAACCAAUUGGUUUGUGAGUAACGACCUUUCCAUGAAAAUCUCCGCCCACUGUUCCUUAGGCUGAGGAAACCUAGAGUAAGAGUGAGCAAAAGGCGUCAAGAAAAAAGAUAAUAGGCAGUGAGCGGUCAUUUGUAUUUUCAUUUGUAUUUUAGACACUGAAAAGAUGCGACGAAGCUAUCAGACGGCUUCUGAGGAUGGAGCACGACGAAGAGCCGCCGCGUCCGAGGACUCUCAAGAUUCCCGACCGUCCACAGCAUUGCACUACACUUACCGUGAAGACAGUGAGUUUAAAUAUUAGGGAGACGGAAGAGACCAAACUUGAUGAGCUCUUUGAGUUUGAAAACAAAACAAAUCAGUUUCAGUCGCAGCAGGAAUGGAUCACAUAACAGUGAGCGGACGGAGAGUUAAGGAAGAAGAAGAAGGUGAGAAUGGGUGUGACUCAUAGAAGGCGUCCUCGCUAGAAAUUGGAAACCGCGAUGGGCACUGCUUGUAACGAUUAUCAGCAUUUCCGAUUGACCGCUGACUCAUGACAAGAACAGAAAUAUAAAAGUGCGCGGAUACUUUACUCACAAUAGCAGUUAAUGAAUUGUUGAGUUCUGUGCUCAUCUCAUAGGGAAUUAUUGGGUAAGGGAAAAGCGGUGACGGCAUUUUGUAUUGUAUCUAUGACACAGUUCAGUUGUGAAUCUUUCAGAUUCUUCUCGAUCUUCUUCCCCCGAAUCAGACGACAACGAAUCUUCUUCUUCUUCUUCUUCUUCUUCUUCUUCUUCGGGAGGUUUGUUCAUCGGAAUACAGCGACUUCAUCAUUGUACCAAUUCCAGAUAACAACAGAAACAGAAGUGAAUCUCUACUGCCACAACGGCACAAACGUCUUCGAAAAGAGCAGAAACGGAAGAUGACAAACAAACAGUUGGAUGAGAGGAGAAAAGAAGCGAACAAAAAGAACAGCAAGAACUACAAUAAAAACAAGAAAGAGAAAGAGCAGAAGCUGGCUGCUGAGAUGGAUGAGAAAAGUGAAAUGGUGCGGAGGAUGAGAGGAGAGAAUCAGAGGGCGGAAGGGAAGCUGCACGAGUGCUACGAAUGCAUCCGAACCGUCAGACUGUCAGUGGAAGAAGGGGAAUACAUUCGGGAAGAAGUCUAUCAGGAGAGGAAGGAGAGGAUCAACAGAGAAGCCGCCACGUUAAGGAACGAUGAUAGUAAUCUGAAGAGGUUGCACUCGAACUUACGGUUCAGGAGGAAGAAGUUCGAGGAUGCCAGCAAGGAUAUCAGGACUAAGAGGGUUCGUUCAGAAUGGCGUAGAGAGAAAAUCAAGAGACAUCUCCACUUUCAGACGAAGACAAACACCUACGGCUCGAGAAAGUCACGCGCUCUUCACAGCAUGAAUAUUGCCAAGCACGAGUACGAAGUAAUCAAGUCAGACCACGAAAUCAGAAGGCUGAACAAAUGGAGGGAACUCAUCAAAUGUGUCAAACGGCAGGUUGGUCGGUUCAACUGGAGCAAAUGCACGAGCCAGACUUGUUUCAGCUGUCCAAUGUGCUCAAGUGGACCCAUGUACCGUAUUCUCAAUUUGUAGAACUCUCGACGGAAUCAAGAAAUAAGAUUGACCAGUUGAUCGAGUUUCUCAAAAGGCAAAACAGAGAUUCGGAGUCUUCCAGAUCCAGAAGUUGA